Molecule: messenger RNA, 4827 nt
Organism: Schistosoma margrebowiei
Lineage: Eukaryota; Metazoa; Platyhelminthes; Trematoda; Strigeidida; Schistosomatidae
Source: the annotation of a GenBank genome assembly
AUGGAAUGCAAAUUGGUUGACAACUUCCAACAUAAUACGUCUUUGCCACUGCCAACUGUACGUCAAAACUAUAGUUUGUAUUUACCGUUGUCUACUCCACCUGAUUCGACAUCGAUGACAAGUCCUCUAAUCAGUGAUCCAACGUCUACGGUAACUGAUUCUAAACGGGACACUCCACAAAUUUCGCACAACAGGCGUGAAACACCGGAAGGAUUAACCAUGCCACACAAUCCAGAAAUUAGCCCAAAUCAACUCAAUCUGACAAGUGAAUCAGAGACUUCAUUUUUGUCACUAGUUCCUAAUGAGUUAAUCGAUUUAACAACCUCAACAUCCUCUCAUUAUAUGCCAGCAGUAAAUAACAGUGUAAGAAACGCGAAAUCCUCCAUCGACUUUUUAGCGGAUAUGAAUAAUGAAACUUUAAUGUUAAAUCAAUCAAAAUGCUACACUCCAAUGGUAUUCAUUUCAAAAAAAGCAUCACCAUAUCCAUUGAUGGAAAAAAUUAUUUCUUCCAGUCAAACUGUGGGAUCUUUUGACAGAAAUCAACAAGGAGAUAAUUACGCUCAAUUAGAUGUAAUUUCCGAUAACCAUGAUGUUUUAAAAUGGGAUUAUGCUGGAGAUAUAGCUUCGAAUCAUUUAGGUGUUCCAAGAAUUAUUUCACACUCUAGUCUAUCUUGUCACCCUGUCAAUUAUGUUGAUAAUGGGAACUAUGAUAUCAAUAUGACAAUGACAUGGCCUUCUUCUAGCCCACAUAUUUCUCCAUCUUCUGGAUAUGGUUAUGCGGUUCGUAGAAAAUAUAACUUCAAUACAAGAACUAAUUCUAACAGAAAUCGAAAUGAAUCGUCAAAGACAAAAGGAUUUAAUGAAUUCUCUUCAAUGACAAUAAAUCAUGGUUCAUUUAUAUCUAGUCCAGAUCCUGAAGAUGAAUUACAUAAUUUAUCAUUCAAUAAUUCAAUGAAUCAAAUUAAUCAUUUUAUUGAUCAUUAUCAAUUAUCAUUAAAUGAUUUCAAUAUUGAUUUAUUUGAUGAUUUAAAAAAUAAUCAAAAUCAUAACAAAUCAAAUAUGAAUACAAAUAGUAGUGAAUUUAGUUUAAAUGAUUUAAAUGAUGAUGAAAAUAUAGAAAAAUUGAAUUUGAAUAAAAGUCAAUCAGUUAUUGAAUUACAUAAUCAUAAUAAUCUAUUACAUAAUAUAAAUCAGAAUAGAAAUGGAUCAAAUACAAUAAUAUCAAUGAAGAAUGAUUGGUUUAUCAAUGAAUUAUCAGAAUCCUAUAAUCAAUCAAUAAAAACAUUGAAAUCAAUCAAUAUAAAUAAUCAAUUGAUUACCAAUGAUGUAAUGAAUAAUAAUAAUAAUAAUAGUGAUAUAAAGGAUAAUAAUAAUGAGCAGGAAACUUUAGCAAAUUCUUCAAUGCAUAGUAACUGUAGACUUGUGAACGAAUUAAAUGAAAAUAAUAAUAAUAAUAACGACGAAUUACAGUCACCUUUAGAGGAUAAUCAACAUGAUUUAUCUUCAUUACAAACUAUAUCUGUAUUGAAUACUAUAGAAACGGAUUCUUUUUUACACACAAAUAAUAACAUAUCUAAACAAGAAAUUUCAACAGUUCAACUGUCAACAUGUUCAAAAGACUGGUCUCAAUUACCUUUGAAUGAUUUUAAUGAACCAGAAGAUAUGUGCUAUAUUGUAGAUGGUGUACUUUCAUCAGCACAAGAUACAAAUAAUUGCUCAGCUAUUACAACAGUAACACCAUUAAAUGAAAAUAUAUAUUAUCAAAAUGGUUUUGAUGCAGAAUCGGAAGGUUGUAGAAGUAGUGUUAUAAUGGAUGAAAAUUGCGAGAAAGAAAUUAUCCCUAAUUAUUAUGAUGCCCAUAAUGAACUUGAUCAUUUAUUGAUAAAAAAUACUGAUAUAAAAAUCGAUGAAAUUUCCAAAUCAUUUACACCAUCUAUUCAAAAUGAUAAAAUAUCAAUGAUAACAACGCCAACAACAACAACAAACGAGAUAAGUAUUUGUAAUAGUACUCAAAAUGAUAUGUUAACUACUAAAUGUAAAUGGUUAUCUAAUGAUAUGAAUAUAACAUUAUCUAACGUUUCUCCUACAAUCUUCUCUAAUGGAAUACAAUUAGUUACUCAAUAUACUACUCAUAAUUUACCAUAUAUACAUUAUGUUGCUUCUAAAAUCAAUUCAAACAAUCUACCUGAAUAUAUACCAUCACAAUAUAGCAAUUUAUCUAUGACUGGAUAUCAUUCUAAUCAUGUAAUACAAAACAUACCAACCUGUGUCACUGUAUUCAGUCACAGCGACACAACUUCAAUGAAACAAGAACAUUGUCUUUCAUUAAGUUCUGUUGAAAAUAAAGUUCCCCGAAAUAGAUUUAAUGAAAAUGAGAUAAUCAGUAGAGAAAAUAAUGGUAUACAUAGAAUGUUCCAUAUACCUAAUACUUCUACGAAGCAAACGAUUGAUUUAUCUUCUUUGAAUUUAAAUAAACAGAGCAAAGAUUUAUCUUCCAUAUACCAUCACCAUCAUAUUAGAUCAACUGUUACAUCAUCAUGUAAUACAGGAAUUACUACUUGUCCAUUAUUAACUCAAAAUAUAAAAGUUCAACAUCAUGAAAAUAAUAAGCCAAAUGAACAUUUAACAUGUAAACAUUAUUUAUCUAAAGAUGAUUUUGAAUUAAAUUCAAUUAUAACAAAUCCUAUCUGUACUAAUCAAAAUGAUGUUAAUAUAUACAAAGUGAAAUGUGUUCCUACACAUUCAUGUAAUUAUUCGAAAGACAAUAUUAAGAAGUUCGAUACUAAGUUAGUUCAAACCACAGAUUUCACCGAUCAAAAUGACUGUACAUGUUAUCACACUUAUAGAAUUCAACCAGAUAAAAUUAAAUAUUCACAAAUAAAAAAGUCAACAUUAAAUCCUGAAUGGAUUGAACAAUUAUUUACCGAUAAUACAAAACUUGCCAAUCAUCAGAAUUCUUCACAAGAAAUUACACAAUCUAUUUAUAUGACACCAAGAUCAACACUUAUAGCACAAUUAAGAUAUAUAUUAUUAAAACAAAAACUUAAAUUAUUACAUACACGAGAUGCAUAUUAUUUAAGAAAGCGUAUUGUAAAUCAUCUUGAAAAGUUUUUAAAUCAAAUAAAUUCAUCAAAUACAUUACCUUUAUCAAAUUCUCUACCGGAUGAUUGGGAUACAGAUACUGAGUCUUUAUUAUCGGAUUUAUUUGAAAAAGAUAUCAAUCCUAUAUUGAAUGAAUUAAAUACUGGAAAUAGUUCAAAACUAAAAUCAUCCACACAAAAAUGUAAAUUAUUAACUAAUGAACAUGGAGAAAAUGAACAAAUCAAUAAGAAAAUGUUGAAUAAACGAUUAUCAUCUUCAUAUGAUAGAGAAAUAUGUCAUAGAAAUGCUCAUUUUGAGGAAGAUCAAAAAGAUGUUCAACAGGCUGACAACAAAAAUAAGACUGAAUGUAAAGAUAAUGAUAAACAAUUUACUGAUAUUAAGAAACAAGCAGAGAAUCAAUUAAGUAAUAUGGUUAUGAAUGUACAUCUCAAUCAACCUAGUUUUCAACCUUCAUCUUUAUCAAUAUGUAAGAAUUUGAACGAAUCAUUAUCAAGGUUCAUCCAUCGUGAUCAUCAUGUUAAAGGUGAAAAGUCAUUCAAAGAUCAUUGUUCAUUAAAUACAAACAUUCGAUUAUAUUCAUCCUCAGAAAAUAUAGUGAAUGGCAUAUGUGCAGCAUUAGGUGGUAUAUCUUGGUUUCAACCUUUCAAUGAUAAUUAUAUAAAGAAAGAAAGACACCAACCAAUAAGGAACCAUUCAGUGAUCAGACAUACCAAAUUAAAUGAUCGUUUUGAUUUGAAACAUGAUCCAAAAUCAUUCAAGGAAUUUCAUUUGAAUAGUAAACCUUUACAUAUUCUAAACAAACCUAACAAUGUACAUACAUCUAAGAUCUCAUAUUGUAUGCCAACUAAUAACAAAGAUCUACAAACUGAUCAUAAUGAAGUGAAUGAUAUUUGUUCAUGUCAAUGUUAUAUGGAAGAAUCUCCUGAUAUAAUAAAUGAUAAAAAUCAAGAACAAACUGUAACAUCGAAAUCACUGGUAGAUAUGCAAUGUACUAAAAAAAGUCACCAUAUGGAGAAUACAACACCACUACUAAAUACCGUGGACAAAUUGGCUUACGAAGGUAAAUCCAAUAGCUUGUCAAAUCCGAAAAUAACUUAUGAAAUUAGCGAUAAUCCUGAUGGUUGUACAGAUAUUCAAGAUAUAUUUCGAAAAAAAAUGUCAUCAUGGAUAUCACGAAGUGAAGAACGUCAAAGACGUUUACGUUUUAUGAUUCAAGAACGUCGUUAUCGAAAAGAAGGAGAUAUGAAACGAACUGAAGUCUUACAUUCAGUUGUAUCAAAUAAUUUUUCAAAACGACCAUCUAUAUCUCACUUGGAUCAGUCAUAUAAAAGUCACUUUGAUAAUGGAAUUCAUUCAAAUGGUGAUAGUGGAACUUGUUGCUUUGAUCAUUCAGAUUGUUCAAUUGUUGGAUCUGUACUAACAAAUAGAAAUAACAGUAAUACGUAUUUUAAAACAGCUAAUUCUGACAAGGUUCUUAAACGUAAUUUCAUGAAAAAUCCCAGUCGAAAAUCACAACUUGGUGUUAGAUAUGAUCGAAAACAGUUAAUACAAGAAGAACAUCGACCUAGAUUAUAUCAUAAUUCUAUACAGAACCAAGUUAAUCAACAAAAAAUUAAAUUGGCUCAAUUACGUGUUAAUCGACUCCGAAUGAAAAUAUAUAGUGAAAAAAUUCUACGUUCUGUACUUCAUGGUAAUUCAUCGUCAAUAAUAUUUAAAGAAAUUUAA